CUCGGAGGCAGUUCCUGUUGCCCUUGCUAAACAUGGCGCUGGCUAGCGUGUUGCAGCGGCCGAUGCCGGUGAAUCAGCACGGGUUUUUUGGACUCGGGGGUCGUGCAGAUCUGCUGGACUUGGGUCCGGGGAGUCCUGGUGAUGGGCUGAGCCUAGCCGCGCCGAGCUGGGGUGUCCCGGAGGAACCACGAAUCGAAAUGCUUCACGGAACCACCACCCUGGCCUUCAAGUUUCGCCAUGGAGUCAUUGUCGCAGCGGAUUCCCGGGCCACCGCAGGUGCUUAUAUCGCUUCCCAGACUGUGAAGAAGGUGAUAGAGAUCAACCCGUACCUUCUGGGCACCAUGGCUGGGGGUGCAGCGGAUUGCAGCUUCUGGGAGCGGUUGUUGGCUCGGCAAUGUCGAAUCUAUGAGCUUCGCAAUAAGGAACGGAUCUCUGUCGCGGCAGCCUCCAAGCUGCUUGCUAACAUGGUGUAUCAGUACAAAGGCAUGGGGCUGUCUAUGGGCACCAUGAUCUGUGGCUGGGACAAGAGAGGCCCCGGCCUCUACUAUGUAGACAGCGAGGGGAACAGGAUCUCUGGGACCGCCUUCUCGGUGGGGUCUGGUUCUGUGUAUGCUUAUGGAGUCAUGGAUCGAGGCUACUCCUAUGACCUACAAGUGGAGGAGGCCUAUGAUCUGGCCCGCAGAGCCAUCUACCAAGCCACCUACAGAGACGCCUACUCCGGAGGAGCAGUCAACCUCUACCACGUGCGGGAGGAUGGCUGGAUCCGGGUCUCCAGUGACAAUGUAGCUGACUUACAUGACACGUAUAGUCACGUGUCUGUCCCCUGAGGGAAGGCGGGUGUGGCUGUUUGCAUCUCUGGGAUGGCUCUCCCUGGCUAUAAUAAAUAAUAGUACCCCA
This is a messenger RNA of Mastomys coucha (southern multimammate mouse), 897 nucleotides long. RefSeq names its product proteasome 20S subunit beta 5 (gene Psmb5). Gene Ontology annotation, molecular function: threonine-type endopeptidase activity. The transcript is spliced from 3 exons. The record is from RefSeq and is a predicted model, not a curated record. NCBI's taxonomy places the organism in Eukaryota, Metazoa, Chordata, Mammalia, Rodentia, Muridae. Bases 33 to 827 code for a protein of 264 amino acids. Gene Ontology annotation, cellular component: proteasome core complex.